AUGUCUUUCCUUCACGCGCGCAAAACACAACACAACACCAUCAACACUAACACGACACUGUACAUGACACCGUUCGGUAGGGCGCGAGCUUCCACGCAUUGCUUUGCAGCUUCAAGCUUGAUGUUGCUCGAGCGCCUGACAUGCCUAACGCGGUCCAAUGGCAUCAUCCAAGGGUCCAAGACGGCUCCGACGAUGCCGCUAGACGGCUUGGACGAGACCGCGUUCAGCCCAACGAAUCCCUGGGACAUCCGCGACCGUCAUACAUUUCGCGCCCACCGACCUGCCCCGUACUGA
Colletotrichum tamarilloi is the source of this 294-nucleotide messenger RNA. RefSeq lists its product as uncharacterized. The record is from RefSeq and is a predicted model, not a curated record. The transcript has 2 exons. The coding region runs from base 1 to 294 and encodes 97 amino acids. NCBI's taxonomy places the organism in Eukaryota, Fungi, Ascomycota, Sordariomycetes, Glomerellales, Glomerellaceae.